Molecule: messenger RNA, 1670 nt
Organism: Armigeres subalbatus
Lineage: Eukaryota; Metazoa; Arthropoda; Insecta; Diptera; Culicidae
Product: serine/threonine-protein kinase 32C-like
Exons: 3
Coding region: 1-783 (260 amino acids)
Source: RefSeq, a predicted model, not a curated record
AUGUCUGUCCUGUCGGAUCCAACUUGCCAACCGUAUCGCAACCGUCAGCCGUCGUCCUGCGAGCAGCAGGACGAGUGUAACGCAUUUCGGCUGAUGCAAUCAGCGGCACAUUUUAUCCGGCCAAAAGUAGAGGAGGAGAAGGAUGUAGGGAAGCAGUAUAAUAAUAAUAAUAAUAAUAAUCGACUACUCAACGUCCACCCGGGAGCUCGAAUCAGCAGCCAGCGAGAACUUCAGCAAACCAAACUCCUUCGAGGUACCAAAUUCGAGCGGAUUCUGGCCAAGCAAACGAACCCCUUGUUCAAACCAUCGAAGGAUCACUUGAACUGCGAUCCCAGCCUUGAGCUGGAGGAGAUGAUCAUCGAAACCAAGCCGCUCCACAAGAAGAAAAAACGACUCGCCAAGCAGCGGUCCAUCCAUCGGGACAGUCAAAACGCGAACCAGGGCCAGCUGAGCCCGCUGGAUAGUCAACUGUUGAAGGAGUUCCUGGUGUACAACCGGUUCAAGGAGCAAAAACGGAAAGCGAUGGAGAAGAAGGAAACCGAGUGGCAGCAGGAGCUGGAUCAGGCAAUGGCCAGCUCAGAGGCGGAUGCGACGACCACGGUGGGACGAUCGGAGUCCGUUCCGGCCCGUUUGGCCACGAUCAGCGAAGCACAGCCGGACAACGGAUCGACCAACAAUGGUACCACGCGAUCGAUCAACAGCAGUGGGACAAAGCCGGUGUCCAAGCAGGCAGACAGCUUGGACUACAUCGAUCGGACGCCUUCGCCAAAACCGAGCAUAUAGUAGUAGUGGUGUGGCGCGUUUUACGUUGCGAGAUUACGAAUGUUUUGUCCGUUGUUUGUUUAGGUCGUUGCCUGUAGCGGCAUCGAGUGUUGUGAUAAAUCGAAGGUCUCUCGUGUGCUUUUGGGUUUUCGAAUUCUGGAGUAUAUUCAAUGUGUUACCCGAGAAAAAAAAUUGUCAGUAAUGCGCUCAUAGAUUGCGAUUUGUUAAGAAUUUAAAAUUCAGUAUAUUUUGUGUCACGUUUGUAGUUCGGCGCACGAAAAUCAUACGGAAAUAACGAGACUGAGUACAUUUAGUGAGAUAAACAGCAAACAAAAAUUGUCACAGUCCGGCACAUAUUAGCAACAUCUAAUGAUUAACAUCAGUUUCCAGUAACGUAGAAAAAUAGUUCUCAACAUCGGUAAACAAUAAUCGUCGAAAUAACCGGUAGUGUUUAAAAGUAGUAAGAAAUACAAUCAUCACUCGCUAGGCCGCUAGAAUGCACACUCACUCACUAAAUGACGCACAUUACUCGCUGAUUGUUCAUAGAAGUUGCUACACACACACAUGCAUAUACGAUAGGUCACCGAGAUAUAACCGACAGUAAGCAAAAAACAAUCAAGUGUAGGCUUGAACAAGUGGAUCAAAACGAAUUAUAGUCAAAAGGACAAAGUAGGCGAUUGUUGACAUAGCAUUCGACAUCCGUCGAGCUUGACGUUGAUAAAUGAAGGCGCAUGUUACUGCGAUUGAAUAUUAAUCAGUGGGGGAGGGCAUUGUCGUGCCCCACCAUCAUCAUCGCUUGGCGAGGAGGGACACGUAGUUUGGGUGAAAUAAUCGUCAAUUCGUUUUUUCUGGUAACGAAAUCAAAAUCGGAUCAAAUAUAAAGGUAUAAACUGUUGAGCAUUAUUUAA